Messenger RNA from Mastomys coucha (southern multimammate mouse), 1795 nucleotides. RefSeq names its product PDZ binding kinase (gene Pbk). The transcript is spliced from 8 exons. Gene Ontology annotation, molecular function: ATP binding; protein serine/threonine kinase activity. NCBI's taxonomy places the organism in Eukaryota, Metazoa, Chordata, Mammalia, Rodentia, Muridae. Gene Ontology annotation, biological process: protein phosphorylation. Bases 284 to 1321 code for a protein of 345 amino acids. The record is from RefSeq and is a predicted model, not a curated record.
AGGCCCUGAUCCUGAGCUCCUUGAUCGUGGAGAGUUUGGGGGUUCAGGGAGCAAGUCACCUCAUUCCCCACGAAGGAGUAACUUCUCAGGUAAUGCCUCUGCUUUUAAGGUGAGGUCACAGUAGAAAGGUGGUCUGUGGUAGGGCAAUGACUCAUUGGGUACAGCCUGUGCCCAGCAUGCAUGCAGCCCUGGGAUCCAUCUUCAGGACCCCAAAACCUGGGAGCAGUAGUGAGUGCCUGUGGUCCCCAGUACUUGGAGAUGGAGACCAAAGAAAGGACAGGGAAUGAAGCUGGUUAUACAUGGGAAUACUGGACCUAAAGUGAUUGCUACAAUGGAAGGAAUCAAUAGUUUUAAGACGCCAAACAAAUUAUCUGAAAAAAGGAAAUCUGUAUUAUGUUCGACCCCAUGUGUAAAUAUCCCUGCCUCUCCAUUUAUGCAGAAGCUUGGCUUUGGGACUGGAGUCAGCGUUUACCUAAUGAAAAGGUCUCCAAGAGGGUUGUCUCAUUCUCCUUGGGCUGUGAAAAAGAUAAAUCCUUUAUGCGAUGAUCACUAUCGAACUGUGUAUCAGCAGAGACUCACUGAUGAAGCUAAGAUUUUAAAAGACCUUAAUCACCCAAACAUAAUAGGGUAUCGUGCUUUUACUGAAGCCAGUGAUGGUACUCUGUGCCUUGCUAUGGAGUAUGGAGGUGAAAAGUCUCUGAAUGACUUAAUAGAAGAGCGGAACAAGGACAGUGGAAGUCCUUUUCCAGCGGCUACAAUUCUCAGAGUUGCUUUGCACAUGGCCAGAGGGCUAAAGUAUCUGCAUCAAGAAAAGAAGCUGCUUCAUGGAGACAUAAAGUCUUCAAAUGUUGUAAUUAAAGGUGAUUUUGAAACAAUUAAAAUCUGUGAUGUAGGAGUCUCUCUGCCAUUGGAUGAAAAUAUGACUGUGACUGAUCCUGAGGCCUGUUAUAUUGGUACUGAGCCAUGGAAACCCAAGGAAGCAUUGGAAGAAAAUGGCAUUAUUACUGACAAGGCAGAUAUGUUUGCUUUUGGCCUUACGCUAUGGGAAAUGAUGACUUUAUGUAUUCCACACAUCAAUCUUCCAAAUGAUGAUGAUGAAGAUGCAACCUUUGAUGAGAGUGACUUCGAUGAUGAAGCAUACUAUGCAGCUCUGGGGACAAGGCCAUCCAUCUACAUGGAAGAACUGGAUGAAUCCUACCAGAAGGUCAUUGAACUCUUCUGUGUGUGUACUAAUGAGGAUCCUAAAGAUCGCCCAUCUGCUGCACAUAUCGUUGAAGCUUUGGAACUAGAUGGCCAAUGUUGUGGUGCUCUUAAGCAUUAACUUGUAUGGGAACUGUUAACUAGAUGUAUUUAUUUAGUUAAUAUAACUAUAGUAGAUAGAUUCUAGAGGUGGCUUAUUUUAGGACCAUUUUACAUAGUUAAUAUUUGCAUAACUUUCUGACAUGUUAUUACUUGUAUCUGCACUUAUUGUACUGGGUAGUCUAUGAAGUCUAGAAACCUCUCCAGGUGUCUAGACGCUGCCCCCACUGAUUUAAACACUAGUGGCCCUGUCUAAGAGGGCUUAGAAUCAAGGGACCACUGCUUUGUUAAAGAUCUUAAUACAGUUCAUCUGUCUGCCCAUAGUGUCCACCCUUCAGCUGGCCUGUCGGCCCAUGUACCCUAGAACUUGAGAAGAGCGUCGUUCAUAAACGUAGCUCCUAGGGUGUCCCAGACCCUGGUUACUGCCUUGCCUCUCUCCACAUCUUAGCGUCUAAAUGUAAGAAUAAAUAAUAAAAGAGAGUUUCAGUACCAGGCA